Messenger RNA from Amaranthus tricolor (Joseph's coat), 2318 nucleotides. Its product is annotated as laccase-17-like. Lineage: Eukaryota; Viridiplantae; Streptophyta; Magnoliopsida; Caryophyllales; Amaranthaceae. Gene Ontology annotation, cellular component: apoplast. The record is from RefSeq and is a predicted model, not a curated record. Gene Ontology annotation, molecular function: hydroquinone:oxygen oxidoreductase activity; copper ion binding. Bases 554 to 2311 code for a protein of 585 amino acids. The transcript has 6 exons. Gene Ontology annotation, biological process: lignin catabolic process.
AACUAAAAAAAAAAAAAAUUUUAUCCAUCACAUGUUGACAAGGGUUACCAUGUUGGUUUUUCUAAAAGCUACAUUUAUCAUUUUUAGGUGAUAAUCUUCUGCAAAAUUAUUGUUUUAAAUAAAAAAUGGUAGAAUUUUUUAAUAAUAAUUCCAUAUUGUUUAAAAACUUUGUUUCCUUAGUUAUGCAAUAAAAAGUGUUUACCAAACAAUUAAGUACCUUAAAGUGGCGCUAACAAAACUUGUUCGAUCAAAAUCAGAAGAUCAAAAUCAAAACUUACUUAACAUAACAUGAAUUGGACAUCUUACUAAACAAAAAAACUCAACCAUAAGCUGGUGGGUUCUUUUAAUCUUUCAUAUAUUUUCAUCUAAUCACCUAACUAAUGUUUAUUCAAACAUAUAUCCCCUACUUCUAAUCAUAGUCACCAACUAUAUAUAUAUAUAUAUAUGAAUUUAUAGCCCAUCUAUUUCAUCAUUCAAUCAAAACAACUUAAUUCCAAAUAUUGUUCCAAGACAUUGUCUACAUUUAGAGCAAAAAAAAAAAAAACAGAGAUAGAUGGAAUUUAAUGUCGGUUUUAAACAAUUAUUAGGUUACUUGCACCUUAUGUUCUUCCUAAUAGUUUCUACUUUAUGGGUUAAUAUGUCGAAUGUCAAUGCUAAACAUACAGGCAUAAUUCGGCGUUACAAUUUUGAAGUGAAGAUGCAAAAUGUGACAAGGUUAUGUCAAACAAAGAGUAUUGUCACGGUGAAUGGAAAAUUCCCAGGACCUAGAAUUAUAGCAAGGGAAGGUGAUACGCUUGAGAUUAGAGUGGUUAACCAUGUCAAAUACAAUGUUACUAUUCACUGGCAUGGUAUUAGACAAUUAAGAUCUGGAUGGGCUGAUGGGCCAGCAUACAUAACCCAAUGCCCGAUUCAAGCAGGACAAAGCUACAUUUACAAUUACACCAUCAAAGGCCAAAGAGGAACCUUAUUUUGGCACGCUCACAUCUCAUGGCUUAGGGCCACUGUGUAUGGCCCUAUUGUGAUUUUACCAAAGCGUGGAGUUCCUUAUCCUUUUCCCCACCCUUUUAAGGAAGUUCCCAUCAUUUUUGGGGAAUGGUGGAAAGCAGACACAGAAUUAGUGAUAAACCAAGCAAUGAAAACAGGAUCAGCCCCUAAUCUUUCUGAUGCCUUUACCAUAAAUGGUCUUCCUGGGCCCUUUUACAAUUGCUCAAAGAAAGAUACAUUCAAACUGAAGGUGAAGCCAGGCAAAACAUACCUUCUAAGAUUAAUCAAUGCAGCACUCAAUGAUGAGCUUUUCUUCAGCAUUGCUAACCAUUCACUAACAGUAGUUGAAGCAGAUGCAAUCUAUACAAAACCUUUUAAAGCCAACACUAUUCUUAUUACUCCUGGACAAACUACUAAUGUUCUUCUUAAGACCAAAAACCAUCACCCUAAUGCAUCAUUUGUUAUGGCAGCUCGAGCAUACGCUACCGGCCCGGCAGCAUUUGACAAUACUACUGCUGCCGGGAUACUUGCGUAUGCUCAUGAACCAUCAGAAAAGCCCAAAAUCGAUAAACUUCCUUUGAUUAAACCUAAACUACCAUUCUUUAAUGACACUUCAUUUGCAGCAAAGUUUACAAACAAAUUAAGAAGCUUAGCAAACAAUAAAUUCCCAGCAAAAGUACCUAAAAAGAUUGAUAGACAUUUCUUCUUCACUGUUGGGCUUGGGCUACUACCAUGUUCUAAAAACCAAUCAUGUCCUGGGCCCAAUAAUACUAUGGUUGGGGCUGGUAUCAACAAUGUGUCUUUUGUACAGCCCAAAAUUGCUAUGCUUCAAACCCAUUUUUUGAGACAAUCAAAUGGGGUGUUUACAACUAAUUUCCCUAAAAACCCACCAUUUAAAUUUAAUUAUACUGGUAAUCCUCCCAAUAAUAUUAUGCUCAGUAAAGGGACUAAAGCAGUGGUACUACCAUAUAAUGCAACUGUAGAACUAGUUAUGCAGGAUACAAGCAUAAUAGGGGCUGAAAGUCAUCCUCUUCAUCUUCAUGGAUUUAAUUUCUUUGUGGUUGGUCAAGGAUUUGGUAACUUUGAUUCCAAGAAAGAUCCUGCUAAGUUCAAUCUUGUUGAUCCUAUUGAGAGAAAUACAGUUGGUGUACCUUCGGGUGGUUGGGUUGCGAUUAGAUUUCGAGCUGAUAAUCCAGGGGUGUGGUUCAUGCAUUGCCACUUGGAAGUACACACGAGCUGGGGAUUGAAGAUGGCAUGGAUUGUAAAUGAUGGAAACAAGAAGAACGAAAAACUGCCGCCACCACCAGCUGAUCUUCCAAAAUGUUAGGAGUACU